AUGUCGAAAGCAAUCUACAUCUCCCCAAUUGAUGGCAAGCCUGGAAAACCUGGCCAAGUCUACUAUCCGCUCUCUCUGCGCACCAUACCCAAGCCUUCCCCGCAAGGGGGUGAGCUACUAGUGAAAUUGACGGCCGCGUCACUCAAUCACCGUGACCUUUUCCUACGCCAACACCUCUAUCCAGGUGUUACCUUUGAUGUGCCCCUACUAGCAGAUGGAGUCGGCUUUGUCGUCGGUGCUGGCCCGAAUGUCCCCAACCCAGAGUCAUGGCACGGCAAGCGUGUUAUCCUGAAUCCCGGUGUUGGCUGGAAGGACUCGCCCGAUGGACCGGAAGAGGCGACUGGAUACAGAAUUAUGGGCGGCACAAAGGUCUAUGAUAAGGGGACACUGCAGGAAUAUAUCGCUAUUGAGUACUCUGAGGUUGAGGAAGCCCCUGAGCACCUAAAUGAUGCGGAGGCGGCGGCCCUUCCCCUGACUGGGUUGACGAGUUGGAGAGCUCUCAUCACCAAGGCUGGUGAUAGGAACUCUGGUAGUGGUGCUGCUGUUCUGAUUACUGGUAUCGGUGGUGGUGUCGCUUUGAUGGCACUGCGAUUUGCUGUCGCUCGUGGCGCAUACGUAUUUGUGACUAGUUCGAGCCAGGAGAAGAUUCAAAAGGCUAUUGAGUUGGGUGCGACCGGUGGUGUUAACUAUAAGGAAGAAGGUUGGGAAAAGAAGCUGUUGGGUUUGCUCCCUGCCGAAAAGAAGAACUUCGAUGCCAUCAUCGAUGGUGCGGGUGGUGAUUCUGUUGAGAAAUCUGUCAAGCUGCUCAAGGCUGGUGGUGUCCUUUCUAUCUAUGGAAUGACAGUCUCUCCCAAGAUGCCCUUUACAAUGGCCGCUGUGCUGAAGAAUAUUGAUAUCCGAGGCUCCACGAUGGGAUCUCGCAAGGAAUUCAAGGAGAUGGUCGAAUUUGUCAAAGCUAAAAAGAUCUUUCCUGUGGUGUCGCGCGUGCUGCAGACCGAUCUGGACGAUCUAGCUGCCAUCGAUGGACUGUUUGAAGACAUGAAGCAGGGCACCCAGUUUGGUAAACUCGUGAUUGAGUUCAGCAAGUCGACAGGAAGUAAGCUUUGA
Molecule: messenger RNA, 1107 nt
Organism: Penicillium soppii
Lineage: Eukaryota; Fungi; Ascomycota; Eurotiomycetes; Eurotiales; Aspergillaceae
Product: putative alcohol dehydrogenase
Exons: 2
Coding region: 1-1107 (368 amino acids)
Molecular function (GO): oxidoreductase activity
Source: RefSeq, a predicted model, not a curated record